Messenger RNA from Paramecium octaurelia, 716 nucleotides. The record is from the annotation of a GenBank genome assembly. NCBI's taxonomy places the organism in Eukaryota, Ciliophora, Oligohymenophorea, Peniculida, Parameciidae.
AUGCAAUUUAACAAGAACGAUGUGUUUUGGGGCAAGAUCUAAGGCUAUCCUUAUUGGCCAUGCACCAUCGCAUACGAUUAACCAGAUAAAUAAAAAUGCAGAGUCUUUUUCUUUGGCGACAAUCAGCAGUUAGUUUAUGUUAUCAUUUUAGAGGGGAACUUAAAUAUCAAGAUCUUAAGCCUUUCGAAGAACACUUUGAACACUAUUGCGGUUAAGCCAAAAAGAAUAAUAAUCUCAAGAUCUCUAUUGAAUAAGCCAUAAAUAAAGAAAGCUAUAAGCAUCUCAUACCAAUUUAUGAAAGUAUAAUUUAAUUGUAUUUAACCAGAAAUCGUAAAAGGUACUAACCAUUUUAAAGGGCAAGAAUCAAAAUAAAGCAAAAACAAUACUGAGGUGAAGAUUUAACCAACAAAACAAUCAUAACCAAAAAAAAUCGAACUUUUCAUAUAAAAGCAUUUUAAAGAUGUCAAAGGCGAAGUUAUUAAUUAAAUUCUAGAGAAAUGCAAUAAUAAUCAGAAAAAAGUAGUCAAGGCUAUAAAAGUAAAGUUAAUUCUUUAAUAAAGGCUUAUUCUUCAUUAUAAGCAGGAAUAGUAAACAAGAUAUUUAAUUUUGAGUCAUUCGAAAACUAUUACGAUUCCUCCAUCAAUACCACAAAGAAUGAAAACUACUCAAUGCUUACUUAAUUGCUUGAUCCGAGUGAAAUUAAAAUAUUUUUUUGA